ACAAGCGUCUUCAAUCGCGCUUGAAUUGGAGGUUGCACCAUUCGAGCUCGCUUUCUAUCCCGGUGCAUCGAUGGAGUACACCUAUGUGAACGCUGGGACGCAAGAGCUAACGUGUCGCCGCUGCGGUUCGCCGUGGAAGGAUGUCUGCGCCUGCUUGACCUUGGACAUUGAGUGCUCGGAGGCGACCCAUGCCGCCAGCUCCGUCGUCCGCGGCAUUGAACUCAUUGAAAUUUCGACGCGGUCCAUUGAUAUGGACGCUCUCUUUUUAUACUCCGAGUCGUCGCAGUGCUCCAAACAGCCUUUCCUGAACUCGGACUCGGGCCUCUCGCCGUGCAAGCGCAGCGCACGCCGGCGCGACGAGCCUCAGGUGCCGCCGCCGGGAUGUUCGCUGGCGUUCAUGCUAAUGCUCUGCGCGCCCAAGAUGGCAGUCAACAUGGCCUGGUCCGCGCAGUGGGCGGCGUUUGGGCCACAGCUGCAAACGAUCUUUGUGGCGCCGUGGAAGGUGCAGCUCAUCCAAGUGAUUGGUCCUAUCACGGGGCUGCUCGUUUCGCCCGCCGCCGGUGUUCUCAGUGAUCAGUGCAGCAGUGCGUAUGGUCGGCGCCGUCCGUUUAUCCUCGGAUCGCUUAUCGCGACGCUCUUGUGCUGGUGCAUCAUGUCCAACAGCUACGCGAUCGGGGCAGCGUGUGGCGACAGCGACUCGAACCAAGUCGUCACGGCUGCGAUCCUGCUUCUUUGCUACCUCUGGAUGGACGUGAGCGUCAAUGUGCUGCAGACCAGCGCCAACUUGAUCAUUGCGGACUUUGCCGGCGGGCGCCAGGUCACGGCGGCCGCCAUCGGGUCCGUCUACUCGACGCUCGGGAGUCUCUGCGUGUCGGGGUACAUCUGGCUCUUCAGCGGAGCGCAAGAGUCGCUCUCUGGCUUCUUCAGCAUGCUCAUAGGCGUCCUUCUCAUCACGUGCAUCCCCGUCCUUCUCUUCGCCAAGGAGACACCGGUGGCGACAACGUCGACCACAUCGCUUCUCCGUCGGCUCCACCACGCAUCCCUCGGUGUGUACACGGGCGUGCGGACGCUGCCCGAGCCGCUCGCUGUCUACUCGUCCGUGCUCCUCUUGCUCUCGUACGGGUACAUUGCCUACAAUGGCGCGAAAGGCCAGUACUUUGGCUUGCAAGUCUACGACGGCGACGCGCGCGGCGCCGACAGCUGCGGCUCCAACUGCACCGCCGCGCAAAUCCAGUACAGGGACGGCGUCACCAUUGCUGGUGGGUCGACCGACACGCUUUUUAACGCGGCGUCGCUCGUCGUCGCGCUCAACGUGACGAUCGUCGUGCUCUGCGCGAUCCCACAAGGCGCGAUCUUUGCGCUGCAAAUCCCCGUCAUCAUGCACGUGAUUGGGUACGGCGAGCAGGACGGACUGGGCUUGUAUGCCGGCGCCUUCAAUUCCGCCAACUGUCUCGGACAGCUGCUCAACUUUGCGCUCUCGUCCGUCCUGCUGCGCACGCGCUUGCAGUACGGUCUCCCGAUCUUGCUUGGCGGCGGCCUCAGCAUCGCCGCGCUCCUCGUCGUGUACCAUCGCUUUCACGUCAGCCAGUGA
Molecule: messenger RNA, 1591 nt
Organism: Saprolegnia parasitica CBS 223.65
Lineage: Eukaryota; Oomycota; Saprolegniomycetes; Saprolegniales; Saprolegniaceae
Exons: 3
Coding region: 71-1591 (506 amino acids)
Cellular component (GO): membrane
Molecular function (GO): sucrose:proton symporter activity
Source: RefSeq, a predicted model, not a curated record